AUGAUGCCGUUGGAGACUGUCCUGCAUAGGUGAGUAUAUCUAGGGACAAUAUGCAUUUUUGGAGAACCCGAUUAAAAACAAUUUGCCCGAUAUUCGUUUUACAAUAUUGACCGGGGCAGUUCUAGAAACUAUAACUUUCACUCUGUGGGAUGUGACUGUUGCGAUUCGGCGUUUUCGUCAAUCUUAUAGUCCAGGCCCUGAUGGUGUCCCAGUAAGCAUUUUAAAGGCCGAUGCAAACACGAUCUUCCCAUCCCUCUUAUGCAAGAUAUUUAAUCUUGCUCUUGAAACUGAAACCUAUCCUACCUUGUGGAAGGAAUCACACAUUUUGCCCAUUCCUAAGCACGGCAAAUCUACAUCAUUUGAUGACUUUCGGCCAAUAAACACCCUCCCCGCAGUUUCGAAGAUCUUAGAGACAUUGAUCAAGGAUAAGAUGAUGUGUCACUUAACAGUGAAUAACUUACUGAAUGCUGCUCAGCAUGGAGUCCUCAAAGCUCGAUCUUGUGACACCUGUCAGCUCUCUUUCUUUGACUAUGUUCUCCAAUCUAGGGACAAUGGUUUUGCACUUUACAUUGUAUAUUUCGAUUUCACUAAGACUUUUGAACGUAUUGACCAUGCUCUUCUUCUCUUUAAACUUUCCUCUUUCGGAAUAGGUGGUAAACUUCUGAAUUUCAUAUACUCUUAUCUGAACGCUCGUAGACAAUUAGCUAAGAUUUCCAAUACCAUCUCCAACCCCACACGUGUGAAGAGUGGAGUCAUUCAGGGAAGUGUACUCGGCCUGCUUUUAUUUUGCCUUUUCGUUAAUGAUGUACCCGAUUUAUUUCAGAAUGGUAAGCCUUUCAUGUAUGCCGAUGAUCUUAAAGUUGCAUAUCGAUAUAAGCCGGCAGAUCAUGGCAUCGUGCUUGAGCUCAUAAAGAGCGAUCUACAGGCUUUCGCCCAGUGGUGCCGCACAUGGCGCCUUUCUCUUUCCUGGCAUAAGUGCUCAGUCAUGGUGGUUGGCGACGGCCACGAACCUCAACUAAAUAUUGAAGGUCGCUCCAUAAAUGUGCCCAGGGUAACUAAGGAUCUGGGCAUAUCAUACUCCAAGAGUCUCAAUCUCUCGGACCACUGUGCCUUGAUAGUCUCCAAAGCACGCAGAACGACCGGGUUUUUCCUCCGAAACUUUAAAACUAGGGACAUCAGAAUGCGCCUUUACAACAUGUACGUUAGACCUGGUCUGGCAUACUGUUCGUUUUCAUUUAGCCUCAUGCGUGCUACUGAGGGGAAGAAAAUAGAAUCCGUCUAAAUUUUUUUACCAAGUGUGUUUUAACCCCGGAACACUGGAAUUGGCCGCACAAAGAACGUUGUCGGCUUACAGGCUUGAUCCUUUUUGGUUUCACAGAUUACAAAACAAACAAUUUUUUACUAUUUAAACUUUUAUAUAAUCGUUCCUUUAACCCACUCACCAUUUCAAGGCGUCUUGGCGUGACAGUCAUCGUGAGGUCUUAUCGUUUUGUUCUCUGGCACUUUUCGUUCAAUAUUGCCAGCUCUUUUCUCUGAAUGCAUUUGCAAUUUGGAAUAGAUCACCCAUGAGCUUAAAAACUCUGCAAAAUUAUCCUCUGUUUAACAGAACUAUUAAGCGAACCAUUACUCGUCUUUUUGCAUUCAGAAACACUUCCACAAAUGCGCACUUCCAUUCAUGCGUUCAUUAACAAAUUCUCAAAGUGCUAGUGCAGAAAUUCGAUCCGAACCAGACAAAUCGUUAGGCUUCAGUCGGAGUAAUUCGGCCCUAAAUAUGACCGAUUAAAAGUGCGGUCCCUCAAAUAGAGAGGAUAGGGAGGGGUAAAAAAGGGAAAAGGGAGUUGGAGGACACAUUGGUUGGCCGAUGAGUAAGAGGGAAAAUAAAGAACUGGGUCCUCGGUUGAAGACGGACUGGAUGCAUUAAUCUGGUCAUCAGUCUCCAAUUUUCAGUCUGCAGACCAAAGGGCAGGGAUCAGUUCCUUAAUUCUUUUAUUAUUCCGUAUGCAGCAAUUUAUGAUUUUGUGGCGUUCCAACUAAUUUUGCAGUGUUUUCAGUUUGAGCUUCUAUCGCAGCUUGUUGCCUCACUUUAACAAACUGGAAACCGAUUAUUUCGUAACGCCUCCAAAAGCGAUUUCUGUAUGUAAGGGCCUGCAAAUUUGAGUUAAUCUACUUUGAGCGGCUUGUGAUGGUCUUUACUCCGAGGGGACAGUUAAAAUAAGCAGUCCUUUUUAGUAAGGAACUAGAAUAGAAUUGAAUAGGCGUAUGAUAGCACCUUUUGUGCGCGGUCAGUCUCCUUUUAGCAAUGAAAAGUUCACUACUGGUCAUUUCAUUCACGUACAGUUCUGUUUUAUUUUACAAAUCUGACAAUUCUCUUCGCCCCCUUUCCAAAUAACACUUUCUCGAGUUGCCUUGCGAAUACUUUCUACCAUACAGUUAUUCACCACCAAUUUAUUUCAGAAGCAAGUAAAGAUCGAGAGCGCGGGACGUUAGAGAACCAUGAUAUACCAUCACUUGUAAAAAAAACCACGAGUACCCAAGAGUUCAGAAUGCGAAUAAAUCUACAGAAUUACAAGUAAGCUUGACUUAGAACAAACAAUAAAGAAAUAUAAAGUUUGGGAAUGCAAGGCAGAAAGGAAGGAUCUCAGAAGGUAGCAGAUAUGGAUAAAGGUAACUUAUCGACAGCUUGAGGCGUCAAGACCAGUUAAUUUCGUAAAGUAAUCUAAAAUAACAUGGUGCGGUGAGUAGUUGCAUAAGUAACUGACCAGUAGAAGGGCAAUGACCAGUUCGCCAACGGUCCGUUUGAUGUUGGCGGUUCCACUCUGUUUUCAAUUCUUUUCUUAAGCAAGGCUAGCUUGUGGUCAGGAUUCCAUGCGUUAAAAUCGUCUGCGCGGAGAAUAUUGAUUUACCGAUGAUAAUGUCAUAAACGGUGAAGCCGGAGUAGGCUCGCUCCCGUCUAUCCUCGCAUAAAAUUUGAGUGGUACGUAAUACCGCUCGUAAGACGAGUUACAAGAAUGCACACGCCAAGCGUAGCCUUUCUGUUCCUUCUAAGGCAUAUAUUUGGCUACGUAAAUGGCGGUCUUACUUCCGGACGGUAGAAUUAGACUGCUCCGGUCACCUAAAAAAGUACCUAAUUCAUCUACAGUGACCAUUAGGUCGAAAAAAUGUCUUGAGGAGAUGAUGGCACUGAUUUAGGCGGUCCUAGGUGGUCUUUGUAGCUGCUGCAGGACGAAUAUUUUAGAUCCGACAGCUGACACCGCAGUUAUCGUUGACUUCAUCUUAGUUUGUGGAUCUCCGGAAAAAUUAUACCUUAACAGAUAUCACGCCAGAAAUUUCUGAUUUCUCCUCUGGAAGUGCGUCCGUCGGAAUUUAGUAACUCACGAUAAGAGAUCUUCAAAAUCGGAAAUCGCGAAAGCAAAUGUGCAUGACAGCCUUUACUGCGACCGCAGACCUACAAGCACCUAAAAGACCAGUAGCAGCAGAAAUUUGAUGAGUUUGCAUACGUAGGGGAGUAUUUAAGUAAAUCCACUAACACGGGUACUGGUGAUCUCGUUAGACGCACAGACGUGGAACAAUAUUUUCCGAUUGAAGGGCAGGAUAUAACCCUCUUUAAUUUGUGAGCCACUAUCGCUUAAGGGGACAGGUGCAGAAAGCUCUUACUAACGCACAAGUCUUUAGAGUUUCAACGUUAUAGAUCCUAGACAGUCACACAAGCAAUGCAAUGCUUCCUCUUUAGGGAGAGUGUAAAGCACAAUGGCAAAAAAUGUAUGAAAUACCAGAACAAAGGUAAAAAACAAAAAAACAACAUCCAUAAGCCGUGUACGUGUAAAACGAGACAUUGAGUCAUGAUUGUUCGAAAGAAGUUCGACCAGCCAAUGUUGAGGUGUAUGUAGCGAAAAUCCGAUAAAGCAAGUCCAAUUGUGGCGCAACCUAGCCAAAGAUGGUGUUCGAAAUCUGUGGACAGGAUCACCCAGAAAAUGAAUUCGAGAAUGCAAAUCAAGCCCAAUACACACAACGCAUUCCUGCCUUGAAGGCGUUUCUGGUCUUAGAUUGAGCAACGUGCUGACCGGGGCCAAGAGCGAACCCAAGAGAUGGUACUGGCAUUCACAUUUUUUGGAAUCUGUGAGAGUUCGAGGGGUUGUUAGCGAAAGAGUCAACUGAUAAUAUUUCAAAACAAUUUUCACAAAACACGAACGGUGCAGAAUAAGGAGUAAACUUUAAUUAGGCUGAAAUUCGGGCUGCGGUUACAAAUUAGGGUUGAAAAGUUGUCGCAAUGCGUUAGUCUCGUUUUUAUUGAAGUGGAAUUCGUUAUACAUGCUUACCGGUUAUAACCUCAUAUAUCUUUGACCGGGAGAGGCUAUCCUUUAGUUUUCGUCCUUUAAAGUUGACAUAAGUGCUUAUGUCGUCGUCGAAAAUGGCCUACAACAGUCUCUUGACAAAGUCGUUGAGAUAUAUACCGCCGAGGCAUUCAAGAUAGGAGGUCUAAUGUGUACUGACUAAACCGGAUACCCAUCAUCCCAUGUCUAAAGUCGUUAUUCAGUAAUCGUGCGUUUAGCUGCCGAAAUCGGCCGCAGAACGUACGGGCUGACCGAUGGGAUUUCUUGGCAGCUGACGGUCUACCUUAGAUGUGAGGGGCUGCUGAAUAAUUGAUCUCUCCAGUUGUCUGAGUCGCCCGAGUAUGCGUCCUUGGGGUUCGGCCACGUACCCCAACCUUGUUGACAUAAAGUGCAUAUGUUGGCACAUGAGACGCAUUGUACGCCUAAUAUUCCGGAGUUGGUCGUAAAUAGGAGGCUCCGAUUGUUCUGUAGGAGAAGUGUGAAUUGUGCGAGGUCUUACCAUCAAUGGCAGACUGAUCGCCUUCCGGUAAUGUCUCAUAAGAUUGCUUCAAAUCUUCAGCUCGAGCAUUAUGUUCCUGAAACUUAGAAAAACAUAACUUAGUGUGACAUACUGGUGGCAUUGUGACCGCAUCGAGCGGUGAUCGUCAUUUUUUGUCGGCUGUUUGUAAGUCAGUACACUGCUCAUGACGAUAUCUACAAACGCACAGAAAAGAAUGAAGACGAAGUUUGAUUUGGUUCAAGGGUUCUUCUAUCACUAUUGCCACUUUCUCCCUUCAGUGCUCUUUAACCACUAAUUGUGAAGACUGUGCGUUUGUAGGCUUUCAGUGCACAGUUCGCCAAAGCGAAAGGACAGUAAGCAGCUUAAAAGUAAGCAUGGUUGGCCUGAUAGGGAUCAAUAAUUUCUAUUAAAAUGUAUUCAUUCUCCACCAGAAAGCAAACGAACUUGCUGAAGCUAGCUGGCAAAAGUAAGCAAUAAAGUGUAUUAUCGACAGUAGUUUUAUAUACCUUUAAUAGAGAUGACUUCUUUGGAUAAUAAAAGCAGUCAUAUGUGUUAAUAAAUUUGCUGAGAACUACGUGAACAUACUCCCCUUUUAUCAAAGAGCACGUUCGUGACACAAACCAUCUCAUUGCCGAAGUCAGUGCACCGAUUAUCCCGUGUCAUGUCAACUCGAUAGCUGCAGGUGGCAACGCAUUGGUAUUGUUCGCAACUUUCGUUUUCUGCUAGAAGUGGCCAAGAGUUGUGCCUAUGAAGCAGCCGUCCUGAUGAACCUUUUGAUGUCACCUACUUUCAACUCACUGAGGCGUCUAGCGGUCUGCUGGAGAGAUCUUGAAGGACUUCUCAACAGUUUCUUUAGUCUGCCUAGAUAAAUUUCAAAUGGGAAAGAUAAAAAAGUGUUAAGCGUCCUGUGAUGCUAACCAUCAUCGGCAAUGUACAUAAUACUAUGCACACUGUAGACUGUGUGCUGCUCACAGUAUAAGACAGAGAAUUUUCGAGUGAUUAACAAUCUUAACAACUACCUACAGUAGCCAGUAUUUUUACUAAAGGUGUCAGAGCUAGCUAGAAGUCAAAGACUUGUGAAGAGCAGCAGGUAAAGUCUUUAGUCUUUAGGCAGAAUUCCACGGAGAACAACAACGCCCACAUACAGUAAAAACUGUCGGAACUCUGUCGCUUUCCACGACUCAAAGUAACUUAGACUCCUUCCUCGCUGAGAAAAUUCUGUAGGAAGGUAAAUGUUCAGUAGGCGAAUUUCCUCGUCUAUUGUCUCAAAAUCAGCUGACUUGAGAACAGAUGGCGUCCUGCUGCCGGUCGCUUCCGACCGAUGACUGCCAACCCAUAAACUUAGCAGCUUCUUUACAACGCCUAGAUACGCGAGAUGUUGUGGCUCAAGAGGAAAUUGGGAAAUUAAUUUAAGAUUACAAAAUAGAAAUUCAGAGAUACCAACUCUGUGCUCGUCGUCUAUUGACUGAGUAAAGUCUUCAUCCUUUGCCCAUCCUCUACUUAAACAUCUUUCCCUUUAUGUACUCCUGUCACUGCGCAAUGUUCGCAGCCACGAUAAGCAUUGACGUUCUUAAUUUGUUUAACAAUGGCCCUAGCGGGGGCAUCACAGAUUACGGCUGCAGCAUGGAUGCCAAUUGACCGGUUGCGUUGAUCUAAACGGAUUCCGUGUUCCUGCACAACUGCUUUACAGAAGGCGUUCGCGUCAGACGCCUUGCCGUUUCCGCAAUAAAUACUUACGGGGAAUACGUCACUGAAAAAGGGCUGCACCACUCUUCCUUAAAUAGGCAAAAUUCCGGUCCUUGAUUUUCCAUAAACCGGAAGACCGUCAAUAGCCGAGUUAUCAGUCAGAUUAUCUGCUACGAGGACAGUAUUCCCAUGUACUAGUCUACGAUUUCGCCCUACCAAGCCUACAUGCACGUACUCCCCACUACACAUGGGGGUUACCUGCAGGCUAUACGAUACUCCCAAAAGCCUCGACGGACAGUUCGGGCACAAUGGGCGCUAUGUUACCUCUAAGAGCCCAGUCUCGCAACUUCUCAAUCGUUAUAUUAUCUGCCUGAAAAGAGCGACUACUUCCACUUGCCGUUUCUUCUGCAACAUCUGUUUGCAGGAAUUUCGUUGGAUUCGUGGUAAGCAGUGUUUACCGUUCAGAUUCUCGAGAGUCUUCUAAGGAACUGUAUAUAGGUGCAGCAUACAACAAAGUCUGUUCAGAUCUGUGUCUUUUCGGAACAAUUUCUUCAAUUUCACGACGUUCAUCGUCCUCAUAUCGCCUUAUACGACGUCUACGUGUGCUACCCGACUCCUGGGUACGCAUUAUUAACAAACGGUUUGCAGGUGUCAGUGAAAAACAACAAUGUCACUCGAGCGCAGUAACGUCACGUACGUCACACCGUCAACGGAAGAUAACGACGCUUGCGCGCCCAAGGAAAGGCGACCAUUUACCAUGCAACCAAUGACGCGCAGAGAUUCAUAUUUCGAAAAUUCGUCAUUUACGUAUAUCGACUCGAUAUCCGUGCGCUACUAGGGUGUAUUUUGACACUUAGAAGGAUUUGUUUAAAUUAACAGAUAUAUUUUCGUCGAGCAGGUAGUCUGAGGACUUCGUGAUUUACUACCAAGUCAGUACACGAAAACAUAUUUUUAUGUGAACGUUUCCUAUAAAAUAUAUUUGAAUUUAUAAAACACCAGAAAUCGAGGAAAAAGUGACAUUGUCCAAGCAGUCAAUUUUUUCUGAGUGUGGUUGUUGCAGGCACCUGGAAAUGAGCGCAUUUUAUGAGAUACGCUGUUGGUAAAACCGUCUACUUGCUCACAUAUUGUUCAGCAGUCAACGUUAGUCGUACUUUUGUUAACCAGAACAUCCAAAAGCUUGGGCUCUUAACUGAAACGUAUGGGCCUUCUAGCCCAUAUUUUGUAAAGUAUUUGAUAUCACCUAAGAUCUGGUUUUCAAACUUUGAAGUUCUGCUGACCUUUUCCGGCUCAAUCUCAGAGUCCCCUUAUUCUUAUGUUGAAUGCCUCCUCCCUACCAAUGCACGAACGCAGACCUUUAGUAGGGUUGAACUGUAAUUAACUCCAUCAGGACUCCAUUCCCGUUUUUCGCCCUUCACCAUCAUCCUACUACUAAUUUUAAACAAUGAUUGUUAGAUUGUCUUUAUGGUGUGAACUACUGAUCGAGUUUAUUGUCCUACAUGCGCCUGGUUACUCAAACCGACAAUCUUCGACCGACCAGUUUAUGGAUUGUGGUUUCGAUGUGAUCGACCUCUCUGGUGUAUUUGGGGAGGAAGCUGGCUUUACGAAAUAUGGAGGCUUUGCUGAAUUUGAGUGCGCCCUCAAACAUUUCGAAAUUGUAAGUUUUUGGGACCCGCCUCAGACAGGAUCACCUUAGAAACACAGUGUGACGCACAAAAUCCAGAGGGGCGCUUUGCGGAAAGAAGGCACUCCCGGGCGGGCAACAAUGAUCUAUCAGUCCUUACGGAAGACGUGUUCGGUUCCCAACUGUCCCUCAAAUUUCCGGGUGUCUUUCAAAGGGGAUUUUCUGAAUAUUUCAAAAUUCGAAAUGGUGCAUCGACAUUAACGCGACCUGACAUUCGCAAGGGGAGGUUAGAGGCCUGGGGUAGAUUCAGGGACUAACCACGAGAAGCUCUUUACGGCCCACUUUUUAAACAAAAAGUUCAACAGCUUUGAGACCUCUAAGAGCCACCUUGAAAGGUUUCAUCGUCUGACGGGGGCUUACUUCACUCUCCGAAGAGCUGCCAAGCUCAAACGAGCACUCACAGGGUCAGAGGCCAUGAAAUAUCAGAAUUGUAUGUUCGCGUGCGUGACAAAAAAAUGAAUUCCGGAAGGAGACAGUUAUCCUAAUAUCAGCAUGUGAAAUUUGCAGUUCAAGGCAGCUCAGCUGCAAAGCUCACUUCUACUCGAUUUCAAAAAAGGACUUGUUGUCUGUCUCUUCUUUCAAUUUGCGACAUUCACAUCCAGUAGAGAAAUCUCUUCAGCCGGGUACAAAUUCUCGUUCCUUUCCGUAUGUUCGACCUGGCUAUCUCGGCGCACACAGCAAGCAAAACAUGAAGAGUCUCAAACCACUUUUUGCGAAAAUACUUAAACAGCAGGUGCCCUGUUUUUUUAUCGAUUCCCUUCUAGUGCAUCACAAUUCCUAUGUGUCACCUCGUCAACUCGGAAAUAUGAGGUAUUCAAAGACAAGGGCAAGUUCAUGCGAUAUUCGGCCAUCUUUCAAUUCUGUUAGAAUGCAAAGUUUGACCCGUUCGUUUGACUCGUGGAAAAUGGCCUGUGUCUGGUAUCGACCCGCGACUACCUUUUUGUUAGACCUCUGCUAGUCGUGGAGUCGCCGGGUUGACUGACUUUUGGCCCGUGUUCGCAGUAAGGGAAUGUGCCCUACGUGAAUUGUCAUACCUCCACACGGAGGCAGUUCUAUUGCUCUGUAAAAUAUUCCUAGUGACUCUUUUCUCCCAAUGGAUCAUCUCUAUCCGAAAUAUGUGCUUUAGGAAGUCCACACAUCAAUUUUAACAGCACUGUUGUUAGGUUGUUGGCAGCACUCCAAUGGGACUAGAGAAACUGGUGGUCGCGCACAUCCACCCCACCCCCUCUCCUUCCUCGAACCCGCUUUUCCUGCUUUAAUCGAAAAAUUGACCGGCGUUACCUCCGUUACUGUGACCCCGGAGACGCCAUGCUCAUGGCUUAUUUAUGGACUUUGUUAUGCGAUCAUCUGAUCUCUUCUUAUUCUACUAGGUUCCUAGCACAAGUCAGUCGACCCUACUUCAGCGCGACUCAUUGGGUUGCUCAAGUCAAGAACGAGAAUCCGUUGCCUUCGCGAGCGUGACUGCUCACCCAUCUCUCCUAGCCGUUCCCCAGGUGAGUUGACCAUUGCGAACUCAUGUUUAUGCGGACGGCCAAAAAACCACUCAUCCCAUGCCUCUGUUUUAAAACAUUCCUUCUAGAAGUUUAUCGACGAAGACUAGAGAGACUGUCAUGCCCAUUUAUUGCUUCUUCGUAGUCGUUAGCUGGUCUUUACUUAGUCCUAAUUGAUAUUCCCGAUCACAACCGACAGGACAACGGGCCCGUGGCUCAAUGGUAGAGCGUCAAACUCCAUGACCAAAGAUCCCGGGUUCGAAUCUCAAGUGAUCCACACUUGGGGUUGGGUAUGACUGGCUGAUGACGGCUAAUAAGCCAGAAAUGGCCAUUCCGGUCUCCCUUGUCUUUGUCGGCCCCAUCUCAUCUAUGUCUAUUACUAGUCGCUGUGCGACUGCCUGCGAGGGUUUAAGUGUGAGCCCCAAGGCACAACGGAACGAGCAUGUUCCGUAACCUGAUCGGCGGGCGCCCACUGUCAUAAUUGAUAUUCCCGAUUACAACCGACAGGACAACGGGCCCGUGGCUCAAUGGUAACACAUGACCUCGUUUAUCCCCAGGACUGCCUUGAGAAAUAUCUCUUGCGUCGGCACCUCGCUUGUACAGAAUAAUUGACCGAUUUUAACGUGCUCAGUGUUUUGGAUGUCUUCAAAUAAAUUUUUCGCCAGGGAACAUUUUACUUGCCUGAAGUCACUCCGCUAACGGUCGUUUCUAAAUCUUCCGCCCUCCCCAGCUUCCUGCGCGGUCUGCCACCGACCAUUCACUCGCAACGUCUCUGGUUCCCCAGGAGUUCGGUCUGAAAGCCUUUACUCAGAUCAGGGGACUUCAUGUUCACUGGCUGCGGAAGAACUGA
Molecule: messenger RNA, 10537 nt
Organism: Spirometra erinaceieuropaei
Lineage: Eukaryota; Metazoa; Platyhelminthes; Cestoda; Diphyllobothriidea; Diphyllobothriidae
Source: the annotation of a GenBank genome assembly